AUGGGAGUCGUUCCGUCGUCGUUCCUUAAUGAAUGCAGUUGUCGUGAACAGGUUCCAAAUCUGGACGAUCUUCAUUGGAGUGAGUAUAGUAGAUUGUGUGCUUCCUGUAGAAAAGAGAUUGCACGAAGGAAGCUUCUUUCAAAAUACUCGAAUACCAAUGCAUCGAGAAGAGCCUCUACUGGGUCCGCUCUUCCACCAAAGACGUUAUUCUUAAUAUCGAAAUCUACGGCAUCAAGUCCUCCGAAUACGGACCCGUUAUCCUUGAGGACACCUUCAAGUGCUCCUUUAUCGUCCUCCCCUAUUACAUCAUCUUCCACCGCACCUUUAGAAAACAUACAGCAAAUUAUGAAUGAACUGAAAAAUCAAAUUCCAGACACCUUAUUUUCUUCCUCGAAAGCAACUAGUACUAGUACUCCUCCUCAAUACCUUACUCCUUCAUAUCAAUCUCCCUUAUUCUCAAAAACACGCCCAUCACUAAAAACACAAACCUCCACAACAAAACCAUCGUUGUUAACGGUUGAAAUGAAAGCUGCCGAUGAACGAGAUUCUUUUCUUCAGAAAACUUCAUCAGUAGCUGCAUGCAGCACGAAGGAAACAUCACUAACUCAUUCUGUAAAUUACCCCCAUUUGAAACAUCGUGCUACGAAUCUUCAAGGAUCACAAUCUGUUCCAAUCGUAAGAAAGAGAAAAACAACGCUGCAAAGAGAUGAAUUCUCUAUGCCAUCGUCACUUUAUGUAAAACAGCCAAGAAACAACUCGAUCCAAGCCAAUCAAACACCUCCCAAAAACUAUUUGCAAGUUUCUACGUCUCCAGAAACCACUGCGGGGACACCUCCUAAAAUUACUCUGAAUUUGGGAUCUGCUUUUCCAAACCAUGGCAAUUCAGACAUGCCCAUUUACGUUAUUCCUCCACAAUCUCCUCCGAGAGGGAGUCCAAACCAAACCACAAAGAAAAUUCAAAAUCAUUUAGCUCAAAUUCACCAGAAAAAACACAAAAAGAAAUUGAAAUCUCGAACUUUUGUUUUAAAUUGA
This is a messenger RNA of Naegleria fowleri, 1032 nucleotides long. RefSeq lists its product as uncharacterized. The record is from RefSeq and is a predicted model, not a curated record. NCBI's taxonomy places the organism in Eukaryota, Heterolobosea, Eutetramitea, Acrasida, Naegleriidae. Bases 1 to 1032 code for a protein of 343 amino acids. The transcript has a single exon.